Cyprinodon tularosa is the source of this 1385-nucleotide messenger RNA. RefSeq names its product Fc receptor-like protein 3. Lineage: Eukaryota; Metazoa; Chordata; Actinopteri; Cyprinodontiformes; Cyprinodontidae. The coding region runs from base 162 to 1370 and encodes 402 amino acids. Gene Ontology annotation, biological process: cell surface receptor signaling pathway. The transcript is spliced from 7 exons. Gene Ontology annotation, molecular function: transmembrane signaling receptor activity. The record is from RefSeq and is a predicted model, not a curated record.
GUGUUGUACUUCAUACGGGGCCAACCAAGAUAAUGUUGCUUACGGAUCUAUUGUUGUGUCGCUACGCAAUUGAUCAACACUUGGGGGCGGCAGCAGGUAAUAUUUAACUUCUAAAAACAGGGGGAAAUGUCUGAACCACAGAGGAAGAGGGGGGGUUUUAGAUGGACUGUAUAACAGGAGGUAUGAGCCAGCAAUCCAGAUCCCUGAGAGGCACCAUGGAGGAAGCAUCGGUCAGAGUUCUGCUCAUUGUGGCUGCAGUACUGAGCUUCUCUACUAAACAAGUCCUCCCAGCUGCUCUGACUGUGAGUCCCAGCAGAUCUCAGUUCUUUAAAGGAGACUCUGUGUCUCUGAGCUGUGAGGAGAACAACAGCUCUGCUGGAUGGACUGUAUGGAGGAACACAACCAGAGAAACCAGGACUCAGUGUGGAGAUGGAUGGGGGAAACUAGCUGGUUCUACCUGUAAGAUCACCUUAUAUCCCUUAGACAGUGGAGUUUACUGGUGCUGGUCGUCCAGAGAGGGAGCAGCCAGCAGCAGCAUCCAGCUCACUGUCACUGGUGGAUCAGUGAUCCUGCAGAGUCCUGUCCUCCCUGUGAUGGAGGGAGAUGACGUCACUCUGAGCUGUCUAACAGAGACCACUCCCUCCAACCUCCCAGCUGCUUUCUAUAAAGAUGGCUCCUUCAUCGGGACUGAGCCCAAAGGUCACAUGACCCUCCACCAUGUGACCAGCUCUGAUGAAGGCCUCUACAGGUGUAACAUCAGGGGUCAUGGAGAGUCUCCAUCCAGCUGGAUCUCUGUUGAAGUUGUGGCUGCUGUACCGAGCUGCUCUACUAAACAAGCUGCUCUGACUGUGAGUCCCAGAAGAUCUCAGUUCUUUGAAGGAGACUCUGUGUCUCUGAGCUGUGAGGAGAACAGCAGCUCUGCUGGAUGGACUGUAUGGAGGAACACAACCAGAGAAACCAGGACUCAGUGUGGAGAUGGAUGGGGGAAACUAGCUGGUUCUACCUGUAAGAUCACCUUAUAUCCAGCAGACAGUGGAGUUUACUGGUGUUCCUCCAGAGAGGGAGCAGCCAGCAGCAGCAUCCAGCUCACUGUCACUGGUGGAUCAGUGAUCCUGCGGAGUCCUGUCCUCCCUGUGAUGGAGGGAGAUGACGUCACUCUGAGCUGUCUAACAAAGACCACUCCCUCCAACCUCCCAGCUGCUUUCUAUAAAGAUGGCUCCUUCAUCGGGACUGAGCGCAGAGGUCACAUGACCCUCCACCAUGUGACCAGCUCUGAUGAAGGCCUCUACAGGUGUAACAUCAGGGAUCAUGGAGAGUCUCCAUCCAGCUGGAUCUCUGUUCAAGGUCAGCAGAUUCUCUCUCUGCUUUAACCUUCAUUAUGAAAC